CUCAUUUUACAUUUGUCCUACGACAGCAAUGACAACUACCGGAGUCAACGAGUGUAGGGAACAUCCGUAUCAUCAUCAUCCUCUUGUUCAAAUGGACGCGUUUUCCGUCUACGCCAACACCAACGGUAUUUGGGAGUGUGCUGUGUGUCGCACGUCGAGUAGCGAGAGUCAUGAACGCUACCUGUAUCGCUGUCAGGCGUGUAGCUUCAACUUGUGCAACAAAUGCUUCUCUGUUGUCGGUGGCCUACACUCCCUACACAGUCACUCACUGAAAAAGUCCCUGGUGCGUGACGUCUUUGAGGGCGGAGUUUGGCAUUGUAACCGUUGUAACGUAAUGAACUCGGGAGAAUGGUCGUAUCACUGCAGUCUAUGCGACUUCGAUUUGUGUGAGACUUGCUUUCAUUCUCAGCCUCAUCCGCUGCACGAGCAUCCUCUCUUGCAGGCUGAUGCUCGAGUUGUCUAUCCCCAAUCUGACGCGCGCUGGUGCUGUGAUCACUGCAGGAAACAAUUUGAUUCAAACAUUUUCCACUAUUGUCCGAAGUGUCAGUUUAACUUGUGUGUCAAAUGUGUCGCUGGUCAACAACACCAUCUUCAUCUGCAUAAGCUGUGGUUGGCAAACAGCAAAGUUGUUUAUUCAAGUUCGCUGUGGAACGGGUGGUUUUGUAAUAAUUGCAAAAGAAGCUCUCACGGUGUUACUAGUCUGUACAUGUGGCACUGUAGGGUAUGUAAGUUUGAUCUGUGUAUGAGCUGUUAUAGUCUCCCGCCACCGCGGCCAUCACCACCACGUCCCACUGGCGGGAAUGGCUUACGUUAUCCAGUGCAAGAACAAUCUAUUCAACCCCGUCUAGAUGGAGCUAAUCAUACUGAAUGUGUUGUUUGUAAGGAUAAACCAAUGAAUGCUAGUAUUAUUCAUGGAGAUGGUACGUCACAUGUUGAGUUCUGUGUCGACUGUGCACGAACACUGAAAGACAAGCAACAGCGGUGCCCCCUCUGCAGGAAGACUAUUGACAAGGUUGAGAAGCAAUUCGAUUCGUAAUUACACCCUAUGUUAGAUUACUGUGUGUGUGGAGGGUGGAAAGGUUAACGAUCAGAGGUUAGACUUAUAACUGCCAAGUGAUGUAUUAUUAGCCCUCAAUUAAUUAAUUAAAUUGAAUUAACGAUUUGUUUCUCCACGUGUGUUACUGAACGACACAACAGAUGACAAUAACCAUACUCGAGUCUUCUUCACUAGA
Molecule: messenger RNA, 1232 nt
Organism: Corticium candelabrum
Lineage: Eukaryota; Metazoa; Porifera; Homoscleromorpha; Homosclerophorida; Plakinidae
Product: protein Mdm4-like
Exons: 1
Coding region: 29-1036 (335 amino acids)
Molecular function (GO): zinc ion binding
Source: RefSeq, a predicted model, not a curated record